GAUUGGUUGGAGGACCUACGAGAGAACUCACGGCGGCGCCUAGUCGAGGCACAGAGCACAGUCUAGUAAUUAACCAUGGCGUCCGCAGGAGGAGGGAAAAUUAGAAGCCGGAGAUAUCACAUCGCUUCUAAACCAUACGCCAAAGGGAAACAGCAGGGCUUAAUCAGUCGAGUGACAGACACAGUGAAGAGCAUCGUUCCCUCCUGGCUACAGAGUUACUUUCGUAACGGGGAGCCGGCGGCAGGGGUGGGGGCUCCCGCUGAAGAGCCGCCCGAGACCCACCUGAACAGCCAGCCGCCCCUCCCCUCCGACGGAGAGGACCCCUCCCCCCUCACAGAUGAGCACGAACCAAAGGCCAGCACCAGUAACGCAGAGCCGCCCUCCACCAGCCGAGCAGCUCUCAACUUCCACGAUGUUCUGGCCAGGCCCCCCCUCAAUCGCACCCACCUGCACCUGUCAUCCCUGGACAGCUCCCCUGUUCUGCGGGGAGGCUCCAGCACCCUCUUCAGCCAGCCUUCCACCUCGUCCGCCCCCUACACGAGCGCUGGGCCCACCGGGUACUCCCUGGUGAAGGAGAUCAAGGACUCCAGCUCCCUGCACGAAGACGACAACAUCUCCACCACCAGCGGGUUCUCCUCGCGCGCGUCAGACAAAGAUGUGACGACCUCGAAGAACGUGCCCUUCAUGUGGUCCCCUGAGCACGACCGCACCCACCCUGGUCCCCAGCUGACCGGCUCCGCGCUAAAGAAGCCUGCGUUCAACCUGUCCGUGUUUGGGACGUCCUCUACUUCUCCAGCAAACAGCUUGAUACUGAACUCCAGCAAGCUGGGGGAUUCCCCCUUCUACCCGGGCAAGACCACGUAUGGAGGCAGUGCAGCGGUCCGGAGCGCCGCGCGGGUUCGACCGGACACACCUUACCAGGCUCCAGUGCGGAGACAGAUCAAGGCCAAGGGGGCGGGGUCUCAGCCGUACGGGGUGACCAGCCUGACCGCCCGCCGCAUCCUGCAGUCCCUGGAGCGCAUGUCCAGUCCGCUCGCCGAUGCUAAAAGAAUCCCAUCACCCUGUUCCUUGGCUUUGCCGACAGCGCUGAACAGACCCGACGCGGGCCUCACGCACCUGCAGUCGAAAAGGAAAAAGAUGGACGCCCAGUUGCCCCCUGUGCAGAAGCUGGUGACCCCAGCCACGCCCUCGGUGGCGGGGAAUCGUUCCAUGUCCUUCCGGCCCUGCCUGACGCCCUGCAGUAACCAGAGCGGUGUGCUGGCGAGGCGCGGCAGCACUGACAGGUCCACAAGACAAUCAAUACAGACAACUGAGGCACCAGCGUUGCCAGUUCAAAGUACCAGCGGCCUGUAUCCCUUGUCGAGCACCCCGGCGGCCAACGGUACAGACUCGCGCGGCUCUGGGGGGAAGAUGAAAAGGGAGAGGGGCAUCCGAGCCUCCACCAAACCUGCCCCAGAGGAUGAGAUUGCGGAGGUCCCGGAUUUGCCGCCUGUCUCCCUUCCCAUAAGCUCCGCCUCCCUGCCCACCUUCAAUUUCUCCUCUGUGCCCAUGUCCACUGCCACUUCAUCACCUGCUGCGUCCAGCUCUCUCAGCAACAAGGUUCCAGCAGCAGCAUCCAGCCCCCCCUGCACCCCCUUCACCUUCUCGUCCCCCAUCGUCAAAGCCACAGAGCCCAACCUCCUACCUCUGUCCCCCUCCUCUGGAUUCACCUUCAGUGCACCUGUCGCUAAACCUAUCCUGUCUGAUUUCGGUGGGAAGGCUGCCCCAAUCGUGACCCCAGUGAAGUCGGCGUCUGCUGCAGGCUCUCAGGCUGAAAAGAGUGAGGAGUUUGUGGGCUCUUUGCAGCCAGCCAAGACCCUGAAGCAGGGCAGUGUGCUGGACAUCCUGAGGAGCCCAGGAUUCUCCUCUUCGUCACCAGGGAGCGCCAUUCUUCCUCUCCAGGCUCCGCCCCCAACCCAGGAGUCGUCCUCGGAUUCUGGCUCCGGCUCGGAUUCUGGCUCCGCGCUUCUGGACAAGUUCAAACCGGCGGCCGGGUCGUGGAGCUGCGACGCCUGCAUGCUUAGCAACGGCCCGUCGCUAAGCAAGUGCGCGGCCUGCUGCGCGGACCGGCCCGGCGCGGACUGCUCUAAAGCGGACGCUAAGCCCGCCCCCGCGCCCGCGUCCGGGUUCGGGGCCCUGUUCGCCCCCGCGGCCGGGAGCUGGGAGUGUGACACAUGCAUGGUGCAGAACAAGGCCGAGGCGCUCAAGUGCGUGGCCUGCGAGAUGCCCAAGCCUGGGACUGGAGUUAAACCCGCCCCAGCCCUGCCCGCUUUCUCUGAGGCUCUGAGCGCUCCCGCGGCCCCCAGCAGCACCACCACCAUGCUGGGGACGGGGUUUGUGGGCUUCGGAGACAAGUUUAAGAAGCCCGAGGGGGCCUGGGACUGUGACACUUGCAUGGUGCAGAACAAGGCCCAGGAUUCUAAGUGUGUGUCCUGCCAGAGUGCUAAGCCAGGAUCGGCAGCGCCAGCAGCGGCGGCGAGCGCCCCCGUCCUGUCAGGAGGGGGGCUGCUGGGGUUCGGAGACAAGUUUAAGAAGCCGGAGGGCGGCUGGGAGUGCGACGCGUGCCUUGUGCAGAACAAGGCGGACGCCCUGCAUUGCGUGGCCUGUGAGACCAGCAAGCCCGGAGCCAAAGCGGAGCCCAAAGGGUUCGGCUCCUUCGCGGCCUCCUCCAGCUCCUCCUCCACCUCCUCCUUCACCUUCGGCAUCCAGUCCUCCUCCAGCGCGGACCCCGUCCCCGCCAGCUCCGGGGGCUUCAAAUUCGGGGAUCAGGGGGGCUUCAAAUUCGGGACCUCUUCAUCGGGGGGUUUCGGCGGGGGCUUCAAGUUCAACGCAGGCUCCUCCUCGGCGGCCGGGGGGGAGGACGAGAAGAAGGCGGGGUCCGGCUUCAAGUUCGGCGGGGGGAUCGUGUUCGGCACGGGGAGCAGCGGCGGGAGCAGCGGCGGGAGCAGCAGCGAGAGCGCGGAUAAAGCGGCGAGCGAAGCGCCAGCGGAGGCCGAGUCCAGCGCAGCGGCGGCCGAGCCCCCCAGUGCAGCCCCCGCGCUGCCGGGGCCGGGGUUCGCCUUCUCCGCCCCCAAGGACAAGCCUGAGGCCCCCGGCCCCGCCCCCACAGAGCCUGCGGCGGCCCCGGCCUUCUCUUUCGGGAAGCUGCCCGAGGCCAAGCCCCCGGCGAGCCAGCCGCUGGGCGGCUUCACCUUCGGGAAGCCCGCUGAGAAAGAGCCCGCCGAGCCGGUCGCCACGGACCCCGCCCCCGCCCCCGCCUUCUCUUUCGGGAAAGUGGAGGAGAAGCAGGAGGCUGGCGCUCCUCCCUCCUUCCUGUUCAGCGGGGCGAAGGAGGCGGAGAAGCCGGCUCCGGCCGCCGGGUUCUCCUUCAGCAAGCCCGAGCCGCCCCAGGAGGAGCCCGCGCCCGUGUUCUCUUUCGGCAAGCCUGCGGAGAAGACGGACGCGCCCGAGGCCCUCAAUCCGCCCUUCGGCUUUGGAGCAGCCGCCGCAGACGCAGGAGCCGCCAAGCCGGCUUUUGGCUUCAUGGCAGGAUCGGCCGCCUCCUCUUCGACGCCGGCACCCAGCCUGUUCGGGGCCGGCUCCGCCCCCGCAGGCUCCGCCCCCGCCCCCACCAGCGCCUUCGUGUUCGGGCAGAGUGCCCCCGGCGAAGCCGCCAAGACCUUCCUGUUCGGGCAGCAGCCGGACGCCAAGCCCCAGCCGGCGGCCCCCCAGACCGCCGCGCCCGCCCCGUCGGCGGCCCAGCCCUUCCUGUUCGGCUCCGGCAACACCCCCGCCGCGCCCUCCUUCAGCUUCGGAGCGGCAGCGCCCUCUACUGUCAGCUCCACAGCGCCUGGCUCCUCCUCCACGCCGUUCAUGUUUGGCUCAGCAGCCGGGUCGGCAGCGCCCCCUGCGUUCGGGGCGGGCACGGCGCCUGCGUUCGGGCAGGGCUCCGGCCAGCCCGGCGCCCCGGCCUUCGGCUCGGGCGCUCCCUCCCUGUUCUCCGCCCCCGCCUCCCAGCCCCCCGCCUUCGGGGUGCAGCCCGGCUCCACCUUCGGCCCGCAGGCCAACGCCACGCCCACCUUCGGAUCCGCCGCCGCCACCGCCGCCAACUCUGCUGCGGGUGGAGGGUUCCAGUUUGGGGGUCCCGGUGCUUUCGGGGCCUCGGGCAGCAGCCCGGGCGUGUUUGCGUUUGGAGCCGCCCCGGGGGCCUCUGCCGCCACCACGCCCGCCCCCACCGGCCCCGCCCAACCUGCUGCUCCCGCCGGGGGCUUCUCCUUCAACCAGGUCCCCAACUUCACCAUAGGGUCUGCCAAGAACUCCUUCAGCACGGCCCCGCCCGGACAGCACUCCAUCUCAGGCCGCAAGAUCAAGACCGCGGUCCGCCGGCGCAAAUAAUGCGUGGCCCCGCCCACCGAGCGCAGUCCUUACCGUAGAGACGCAUCCCAUCAGCACCCUGAAGCACAGAGCACGCACCCGCACGGCCGCCCCGCCCGCCCCCGUGUUGUCGCCCCCUGUUCUCGGGGGCGGGGUUGAGAGGGGCGGGCGGGUGCCGGUCGCUCCCUCCCGCCUUCCCCCGCGGGACCUCUGGUCAUGUGAUUAUCCAAGCCCUGACGUGAAGAGAAGGGGGGAGGGGGAGGGGGGGGGAGCGGCCAGGAGGGCGGGUGCGAA
Anguilla anguilla (European eel) is the source of this 4686-nucleotide messenger RNA. RefSeq names its product nucleoporin 153 (gene nup153). Bases 76 to 4413 code for a protein of 1445 amino acids. Lineage: Eukaryota; Metazoa; Chordata; Actinopteri; Anguilliformes; Anguillidae. Gene Ontology annotation, cellular component: nuclear pore. The transcript has 22 exons. Gene Ontology annotation, molecular function: structural constituent of nuclear pore. Gene Ontology annotation, biological process: RNA export from nucleus; protein import into nucleus. The record is from RefSeq and is a predicted model, not a curated record.